Messenger RNA from Lodderomyces margitis, 333 nucleotides. RefSeq lists its product as uncharacterized. The transcript is spliced from 2 exons. Bases 1 to 333 code for a protein of 110 amino acids. The record is from RefSeq and is a predicted model, not a curated record. Lineage: Eukaryota; Fungi; Ascomycota; Pichiomycetes; Serinales; Debaryomycetaceae.
AUGAGAGUCGAACGGGCCGUUGAUGAACAUUUGAUCAGACUAUUGACCGGUAUAAAGGUCCAAUGGAUUACUGAAGCUGAAAAGCUAUUAACUACACAGAUCGAGCAGGUUGAGGUUGAAGUGAAAAAUGUCCUUGAUCGUGGUGAAUACUAUGCACGUCCAGUUGACGCUAUUGGUGUCAUUGUGCACUCCAAUAAUGAGCCUGUUGCAGUUGCCGCUUGGUAUGGCGAUGAUCAUGUUGAUGAUUGGAAUGUGUAUGGUGACCAACCGGAACAUUCUCAGCAAACAUAUUAUUUGGGAGGAGCACGCACCAUUUUUGUCGGCUUGUUCUGA